Messenger RNA from Onychomys torridus (southern grasshopper mouse), 2743 nucleotides. RefSeq names its product GrpE like 2, mitochondrial (gene Grpel2). The transcript is spliced from 4 exons. The coding region runs from base 46 to 720 and encodes 224 amino acids. NCBI's taxonomy places the organism in Eukaryota, Metazoa, Chordata, Mammalia, Rodentia, Cricetidae. The record is from RefSeq and is a predicted model, not a curated record. Gene Ontology annotation, molecular function: protein-folding chaperone binding; adenyl-nucleotide exchange factor activity; protein homodimerization activity. Gene Ontology annotation, cellular component: PAM complex, Tim23 associated import motor. Gene Ontology annotation, biological process: protein import into mitochondrial matrix; protein folding.
UUGGCUCGAUCGCGCGUGCGCGGUGUCGGCGCUCUGGUCUGGAACAUGGCGGCGCGGUCGUUGUGGGCGGUGCAGCGGCUGCAGCGCCUCCUGGCCUCCGGGACCGUGUCGCAGAGCAGGGGAUGGCUCCACCCAUUCAGCACUGCCACCCCAAGAACGGCUGGGGAAGACUGCAGUUCUGAGGACCCUCCUGAUGUACUCGGUCCCUCCCUUGCUGAACAAGCCUUAAGGCUAAAAGCUGUUAAACUGGAAAAAGAAGUCCAAGAUUUAACACUAAGAUACCAGAGAGCUGUCGCUGAUUCUGAAAACAUAAGGAGACGAACCCAGAGAUGUGUAGAAGACGCCAAGAUAUUUGGAAUCCAGAGCUUCUGUAAGGACUUGGUGGAGGUGGCCGACAUUUUGGAGAAGACUGCUGAGUGCUUUUCAGAAGGAACGAAACCCGAGGACCACAAGCUUACUCUGGAAAAAGUCUUUCAAGGACUGUCUCUUUUAGAAGCAAAGCUGAAAAGUGUGUUUGCCAAGCAUGGCCUGGAGAAAAUGACGCCCAUUGGUGACAAAUACGACCCUCAUGAGCAUGAACUCAUCUGUCACAUGCCAGCAGGUGUUGGGGUACAGCCUGGCACUGUGGCAUUGGUACGACAAGAUGGCUACAAACUUCACGGCCGCACCAUCAGACUUGCCCGAGUGGAAGUGGCAGUGGAGUCUCAGAGAAGGCUGUGAACAAGCCUCCGGGAACUAAAACUCUCCCAGGGUCCUGGCACCUCUGUCCCCUCUAUUUAUUAAGCUGGUUUGUAUUAUACAUGAGGUCCUUCGUGUGCUCUGCUUUGGAGUUAGUCACAUUGGCUUUAUCUCUACAGUAUCUUAUUGGUGUGACCUGUUUGGUCUCAUCAGAAGUCCUGCCACUGGGCAUCUGAACAAUGUGACGAGUGUCCUGUGGCCUUUAUCAAAAUGUUUACAGAAAUCAUUUAAAUAUGGUACUCUGAUGACUGAAUCCAAAAUCCCUUAACGGUGUUUUCAACUAAUUACUGGAAUUAGUAUAGCAUCUGUGUCUUGUAUUUUAUGGGAAAGGGAGAAGUUAGGGAUUGGUUUGACAUUUAGGUACUUAGAUGACAAAGCUUUACCCUUGUAUAAAUUUAGAUCAGUUGGGGUGACUUCUACAAAGAUUUUUCCAGGCGGCUUUUCUAUUUCAGUUUUCAUGUAGUCGUCUUUUGUACUUGCAUUCCCUGCUAGGGGGCACACUUAAAUUGUUCCAUAGCCACCCGUUUCUGGUCCCAUUUGGAAGGGCUAAAGAGUGGGACCAGUCUUCCUUUUUUCUUGUUGGUAAGGUGUACUCUUUUAUUAAACUGCUCUCGAGUCUAUAUGAACAGGUAAGCUCCCAGGGAGACCCAAAGCCUCCUUACAUCUCAAGUUAGGAAUCAGGCAUGGGCCCAGGCAUGUGGCUGACCACUCAAAAUGAAAAGCGAAGGAUUAGGGUGGAUGAUUUUUUGCAUGAUUUAGACAAAAGCUGCUCUGGAGAGGACAAGGGGCUUCCUGUAGCGACAACAACAAAGAUGCACCCAGAGUCCUCAGCCACAUUGUCACGUUCUAAAACUUGGGGGAUGCUUACCCCAGUCAGCUGCUGUCACCUUCGCCAUUCCAGUUUUUAAAUCCUGAGUCAAAAGCACACCCCCUUCCCCCCAAAAAAAUUAUAUAUAUUUAUAAUUGAUAAAAAGAACAAAGUUGUCUUGGGUUUUUUUUCUCCACACAUUUUGUCAAAAAAGGUGUGAACACAGCUCCAUCAUUUUCCACCUAGAAUCAUUUGCAAUAUAUGAAAGAAGGGCCAUAGUCCUUGUACUCCCGGCUAACUCGUAACUGCUGGAAGGUGGACAGCAAGACCAUGGUGGAGCUACCCGUCCACACAGGGUACUUGCACUUCGAGAGUGAUGAUGUUGAUCUUUAUGGUACUAGGAGCCAGAGCAGUGAUCUAAAUCCUGUUGUAGUCGAUGCCUGGGUACAUGGUGGUACCACCAGACAGCCCUGCAUUGGCAUAGAGGUAUUAAUUGACAUUGCACUUAAUGAUGGAAUUAAAGGUAAGUUCAUGGACACCAUAAUAUUCCACACCCAGAAAGAAGGCUAGAAGAGCACCUGGGAACAGCAGAAUUGGUCCUUGCCAAUAGGUCCUUGCCAUCAGGCAGCUCAUAACUCUUCUUUAGGAAGAAGGAUGCAGCAGCAGGCAUUCCUUACUGGAAGUCCAGGGUAACAUGGCACAGCUUCUCCUUGAUGUUACAAUUUCCUGUCUGGCUAUGGCAAGGUAUAGCCAUGCUUAUUCAGGAGCUUCGUGGGUAGUCUAUAAAGUCCUAUCUGACUGAGUCCAGACACAAAAUGGUGUAGGGGUAGUUUCUAUAGGUGUGCAUGUAUGCGUGCAUGUGUGUUUCUGUCCUUGUCUCUAGUGUCCAUUACGAGGCAAGUGGUACUAUCAGAGUUGUACAGACAGCACAGCCUUGGCAGCUGUGUGAUGUUGAUCUUGAACAUGAUCUGGGUCUUUUCAUGAUUGGUCUGGGGUUCAGGGAGUCUUGGUAAGUAGUAAGUGUUCCUCCAGGGUCAUACUUUGGCUCAUUGUAUAAAAUGUGGUUUCAUCUCUGUCAUCCAAGUUGGUGACAAUACCAUCCUCCAUGGGUACCUCGGGGUCAGGAUGCUUCUUUUGGUCUGGACCUUGUAGCUAAAGUUUUCCCCAGUCCUGCCCAUCAGCCAUUAGCUCAGGCCU